AUGAGUGAGGUCUUGCUACAACCUGACCUGGCAUUCAUCAACCCCAUAAACAGCUGCCAGAGGGUGCAGGAGCUGCCCUACCAGAAACCUUCUCAGGAAAUUGGGGACAAAAGGGGUCCUGCUUUUCUGAAAGCUGCUCUGCGCCCCUCCAGCACCAUUCCGCGGGCAGGCGCAGAGCGGCGGGCGCCGUUAGGGAAGCGGGAGGGAGGCGGAGCGCGCGUCCCCUGCGCGCCUCUUGCGCCCGGCGUGGGCCCGAUUCCACUGGGAGGCGGCGGCGGCCGCGGCCACGUGGGAGGCGGCCGGGCGCCGCGGCGACGAAGGGGCGGAGCCGCCCGAGCGCCGCAGCCGGGAGAGCGGAGGCGGAGUCGCCGCGUAGCCGCGUUCCCGCUGCCGGGAAAGGAAGCGGGUGCUCCGCCCGCCCGCCCGCGGGAGCCGUUCCAGGCCGGGCCUUGCGGCCACCACCCCACCGGCACCCUGGCGCUACGUUGCUUGGACGGCGUCUUCCUCUCCCCCACGGAGAAUGACUUUGUCAGCAAGAUUGUGGAGGAGCUGGACCAUUUCUUACUGCAAAACCAGCUGGAGAAAGUCCUCUUGUUCCCCCCGUUGUCUAGUCGCCUCAGGUAUCUGAUCCAUCGGACUGUCGAUGAUGUGGACCUCUUAAGCAGCUUUUCUGUCGGAGAAGGAUGGAGGAGGAGGACCGUGGUCUGCCACUCAGCGAUCAGGUUACCGGAUGAGCCGGAGGAUCAGGAUGCCUCCUGUGCCAGCACUUCCGGUUCAGGCCAUCCCGCCCAUCCAAGAAGCCGAGGAGGCCGGUCCCGCGGCGGGGCUCGUCGCGUGGAGCCGCCGGCCGCCGGCGCUCCAGCCCGGAGGGGGAAUGCUCUGGGCCGGAGGCAGCCCCGGAAGAAGCCCGACCGAGCACUGUAUGUCCCGAGGGCGAUGCGGAAGAAGCCUGAGGGCGUGACAGAGGAAGGGCCCCUGGAUCCCUUGGGAGGCGAGUUGCAGGGAUCGGGAGCAGCCGAGGAUGGGCAGCCCGUGGCCAGUGCUGCCAAUGGCAGGGAAAGGCUUGCGGACGGCGGCUCGUCACCUGCCAGCAGCGAUCCUGGUGUGGAGGCCAAGAGCUCCGGGGCGAUGCAUACAGAUAAUACGGGGCCCGAGAAUGAAAGCGGCGAGGGAACCGCCGAGCACCUGGCCUCCGCUGUGUUGGGCUGCAUACCCAGGCUGGAAGAGGAAGGCCUCAGCGAGGCUCAGCAAGCCACCUCGGCCCCAGAGGGCAGUGCCAGCCUGGUGGUUUUGGGAAGCCAGCCUCCCGGUGGGGCAGAUGCUUCCAUCUCGGCAUGUUGUGAGACCUUGGACCUUCAAGAAAAGCAGGAAGAAGGGAGUCCUAACCAGGCACUGCCCACAGUGAGCUGCCAUCUCCUUUCCCCGGAAGGCGGCAGUGGUGUUGCUCCGGAUGGCAUCCCUGCAGAACUGAGUACUGCUCGGGAGGACCAGGGAAGCUGGGGCUGGGAUGCCCCCGGGGCAGAAAGCAGCACUCCCCUGCCCCUGCCUGAAGACUGUGGCAAGGAUGUUACCAGCGCCGUUCGGCCGGAACCUUGUCAGGAUCCGUGCCUGUCGGAAGGCCAAAAUAAGGACUGUAUCUCUUGCAGCGGAGCAGAACAGAGCAAGGUGCUGCCCUCGCUUGAAAAGGGUUCUGUGGAGGCUGCCACAUCCCCCUGCCUCCUGGGAAGGACAGUGGGGGAAGUUCAGGAUAAAGAUGGCACGGCUGCAUCGCCCUUGGAAGCCCACGGGGACCUGCAGGACCAAAGCAGCACUUGCAGCCUUGUUUUGGGGCAGGCGUCCCCUGCCCUGGGAGGCUGCAAAGAUCCCCCCGCCCUCAAUCCUCUGGCUCCACCCUAUGUGAACACCUUUGCUUCUGAUCCUGGCAAAGCCCACCUGGUACUUCCAAGCCACGAAGGGGAGGCAGGCCACCCGGAAGGUGAUCGGUGGUCUGGGCUGGAGUUUUCUGCCGGGGACAGGCCCAUGGGCAGUGCCAUGGCAGAAGAAAAAGACCGCUUCUUUGAAGAGGACUGCGGUGCCGAACUCUUGCAAGAGAUCACAAAUUAUUUGACGAUAAAGGACAUAAGCAUUGAGAAAAUCCAGUUUGAUUAUUCUAGCUAUGGAGAGGCACAGAUCAACGAGGGCGAUUUUGGACAUGUGCUGGAGAUCUAUGAGUUUUCACCCUUGCUCAAGACUGAGCACCUCCUGGACGCUUUUGCAGAGUUCCAGGAGAACGGAUUUAAGCUGCAGUGGGUUGAUGACACCCAUGCCCUUGGAGUCUUCUCCAGUUUGGCAGCAGCAUCUCAAGCUUUGGAAAAAAGCUAUUCUGCCUUAAAGAUCCGUCCUCUUAUCCAUGGCACAAGACAGUCCAAAAUCAAGGCGCUUCAGCGGCCAAAGCUGCUUCAGCUGGCCAAAGAGAGACCCCAGACGGACACAGCCGUAGCUCGGAGGCUGGUGACCAGGGCUUUGGGGUUGCAGCGCAAAAACCGGCGGAACUCAAGCGGCCAAGCGCCGGAGCCAGAAAACACAGCCCUGCCAGAGUAAAAGGGCCAAAUUGUCCGGAGCAGCUCGGGGUGGUGUGACAGCCUGGGUGCAGUAUUAAACCGUGCACACAACA
Varanus komodoensis (Komodo dragon) is the source of this 2653-nucleotide messenger RNA. RefSeq names its product R3H domain and coiled-coil containing 1 (gene R3HCC1). The transcript is spliced from 9 exons. Lineage: Eukaryota; Metazoa; Chordata; Lepidosauria; Squamata; Varanidae. The record is from RefSeq and is a predicted model, not a curated record. Gene Ontology annotation, molecular function: nucleic acid binding. Bases 1 to 2580 code for a protein of 859 amino acids.